Molecule: messenger RNA, 1788 nt
Organism: Strongylocentrotus purpuratus (purple sea urchin)
Lineage: Eukaryota; Metazoa; Echinodermata; Echinoidea; Camarodonta; Strongylocentrotidae
Product: troponin T, cardiac muscle isoforms
Exons: 9
Coding region: 149-829 (226 amino acids)
Biological process (GO): regulation of muscle contraction; sarcomere organization; muscle contraction
Cellular component (GO): troponin complex
Molecular function (GO): tropomyosin binding
Source: RefSeq, a predicted model, not a curated record
CUCUCCCAUCAGUUCGUGAAGAGACAAGGGAUCGGAUAGCAUCUCAUUCUAAGCGAGCUCAACUUCACCAAGUCGCUGUUUUGGAGAAUAAUACUUCGUCGAUAUUUCAACCAUUUUUUGACUUAUCUUGACAAGUGACAUUCCAACCAUGGCUGAAACGGAUCCAGAAACAAUGACUGAUGAGGACAGACAACAAGCGGAAGAGAAGAAAAAGGAGUUUGAAGCCGAGGUUGAAGAGGCUCGGAGUGACCUGAAGAAGGUGAUAGAUCAGUAUGAUGAGGAGAUCAAUGUUAUCCGGGAAAAACAGGCUAGCCGUCGUGCCGAGCAAGCAAUGUGGCUGGAUAGGAUAAAGAAGAAUGAAGAAGCGCGCCGCCUACGACACGAGGAGGAGAACCGUCGUAUCAAGGAAGCACAGGAGAAGAAGAAGAAGGAGAGAGAGGAGCGAAAGCGCGCCAUGCAAAACCCAAACAAAUUCCAACCAAUCAUUCAGGAUGAGCGUGUCCGCUUCGCUAAGAUGACACCAGCCGAGCUGAGGAAGGAGAAAGAGGAAACCCUAGCUAAGCGUGUCCCGGUGCUUGACCCAGAGAGUAUGUCAUCAGAUGAGGGCAUGAAGACCCUAGCUACUGAGAUCCAUACCAGGAUCAUGAAAGCAUUCGGAGCUCUCUUUGAUCUUCAGGAGAAGGAGAAGCGUCAGAAGUACGAUAUCAAGGAGCUGACAACAAGAAUCGAAUCAAUCCAGGAAGAAAAAUUGAAAGCAUCAAAGAGUGCAGACGGAAAGAUUCAAAAAAUUAACAUCCCUUUCGGGGAAGUUAACGCAGAAGCUGACUGAGGGAUGAAGCUCUGCAAAGCAUAUCAUAGGACAGGAUGAAACAGUUCUCAAUUUUUCUUAUAAAAACACCCAUUCAUCAAAAUCAAUACGUUUUAUUGCAAGUCUGAUUACUCAGCUUGAGUCUAUUGCAUUGGUGUCAUCUAAGCAGAAACUCAUAUAGGACAAACAAAAGCUUCACAUUUUGUAUUAUCUUUCAAUUUUGUUAUUUAUAUUUCUAACGGCGCUUUCGUUUUGAUAGGACUUUCUUUUGUGCCCUUAAUUGUUACCUAUAAUCACAGGUAGAAAUUCCAGUUGAUACCAGCUGAAAGCAGUAAGGAUUUCCAUCUGGUAUAUCUACUGGUUUGAACUGGUCUCAACUGGUACUUUACCCCAUUCUUUCACUGAUGAUAUGUUCCGAAUCAGUAUCUAAGCAUCAAAAAGUCAUCAAAAAUAUUUUACAAACAAAUUCAUGACUUUCCACUGGACAUGAAUAAGGCAAGGUGUACAGUGUAGGUGUAUAACUUUUUUUGUUCAACAGGUUUAUGAUUUAGCACCAGCCGUGCGCCGAGUAACGGGUGUCGGGUUGUUCGUGGCUUGGUCUUCAAUCGAGGCUUCGGCUGAUGUUCGGUGUCAAGCACCCGGUGUUGAUCUGUAGCCCUCUAACACCAUCUUGACACCGAUAAGAGUUUUUCUUGGCUGAAUACUCGAUAGAAGAUCCAGCUGAUGUCAAAGUGUUUAAACCUAAAUCGUUUUGGGCCUUUACAUUUCAUUAAACAGGGACUGAUGUGUAUAAUUAAAUUUAACAUUGAGUGGGUGUAAGUUUUGGGAUUGUUGUAAUAUUUGGUAAAAACUGUUAAAUUCCGAGUGACUAUAUUAAAUUAGAGCUUGAUAUAAUCGAAAUACCUUUCACCGUGGGUUGGGGAUAUCUGUGGGCCUAGUGUUAUUUCAAUAAAAUAUUUUACUUCGAAAAGUGAUCCACC